Molecule: messenger RNA, 1986 nt
Organism: Haliotis rubra (blacklip abalone)
Lineage: Eukaryota; Metazoa; Mollusca; Gastropoda; Lepetellida; Haliotidae
Exons: 2
Coding region: 118-558 (146 amino acids)
Source: RefSeq, a predicted model, not a curated record
UAAAAAGCGAAAGUCGCCAGGCGCGAACUAAAACUCAUUCAACUGGAGUAAUCAGCGUGCUCAUCAUCUGAGGACUACCAAGCUGCCUACAUUUCACUAGUGUGUUUCGCUGUGACUAUGGAAAUACCCAAACUGAUUCUGAUCUGCCCCUUGCUGUUGUACCUGGAAGCGUUUUCUCUAACAUCCCCCACUGAUGAUGUGUUUGGGACAUGCACACAGCUGUGCCAGGGACAGAAGGUCAUCGACCACUGUGAAGGUUUAUUGAGACAUUAUGACAAGGGAACAGUAGUGGACCAAGCCAACGUCAUGUUCCUGUGCUGUUUGGGGUACGGUCUUAAUGGUACCGGUAUCCCUUACAAAUCAUACGAAGUAAAGGAACCUGAACUGGAAAAAAUGGCUGACAUAAUGAUGGAGGUCCACGACCGAUAUAUGGCCUACAAGUAUGCAACGUGUAUUCGGGACUGCAGCUCGGGCGCAUUGAAGACUUUGAAAGUGGAUGAGGUCAAAUCGUGUCGGUAUGGUUCACAGAACUGCCCUACUUACAAAUGCCCUGCGUAGGUGAACACAUCGGCCGCAGUCAACCUAACGUUACCAUUGUCUGUCGUGAAAUGUGGAUCGUAUCGUGGUCAUCACGUGACGCUACAGUUAUGACAUUGUGUCAAGCGUCAAAAUGACGUGUCGCCCUGCCCCCGAUCGGUGUCCACCAUUCCGGAGAUGUAGCCGCCGCCAUCGCCGCCGCACCACAUGAAGAUCGUGUUGUCCUAACCAACUACUGACCAGUACUCUCUAACAAAUGUAACACCUGGACCUAAAGCAAUAUCGCAUGUAAACAGCGCAGAGACCUGUGACCUAACUGUGUAGCUCAGUGCGCGUUACUUCAUGUACCAUAGCUGUAGUGCGUCCGUCACUGUAACACCGUAUCCUUAUUGUUUUACAAGAAAAGCACACCUAGACAAGAUUAAACUUUUUUAUAUGGUAUAUGAUAACAUCCCCACAUAUUCAAGUGUUACACGCUAUUUGCAGGCUUUGUUUCUGUUCCAUAACAUUUUUAGUUACAGUGUGACUUCUACGUGUGUCUGUAGGAAGUCUUCUCUGUGUGUUAUCAGAUGUGUUCUGUUAAGGAUUCUAUGACUCUCUUUGGUGAACGUUUUCCACACCCCACCCCCCAAGUGACAGAGAAGUAACAAAGUUAACAUCCCGUUUAAAAUCAACAUUUCAUUUCAAGUUUUGAAGGUCCUUAUCAACAAUCAUUGUACGCGAGUCCUUGUCCGUACCACUGUUUUAAUGCUUAAAAUACGCCAUUACAAGAAUACAAAAGAAGACAGGUAUACUCCUGGUUAGUACUUGAGUACUUGGUGAGUGUGUGUGUUGAGUUCCAUGUUCUGCUGGAUCACAGGUGUGUGCAUAUACUAUGGCAUCAGAUUAACUACCAUAGUCUUAAUGACCCUUCCGCUCGGAGUUGAGCUGACUACUCCCUAUUACUUACAUCUCGGCCAGUCCACUCAUCAACACGUGAACACACCCCUGCCACGUAGGUUCAUGACAGUCUCUAGCACUUCCAGAUAUGUGUCAAGAGAAGUAGUGGUGAAACAUCAAUUACCUCAACAAUAUCCUUUCAUCCCCUUGAAAAGGUACUGACAGGGACGACAGUAUACACCUUGCAGCAUGCUUCGCCUGCCAAAGUCUAGAUUAUUAUAAUGUGGGAUGUUUCACUUAUGGUCCCUCCCAGUCUCCACAGUCAAAGGGAAACAAUCUCUGCGACCGUUUAUCCUUUGAUAUAGGUUAGUUUUAGCUGGAUGAAGUCUUGUGGAAGUGCAAUUAUUUAUGAACCAAGUGCUCUUUGUAAAAUAUAUGUCCUACCUGUUUGUGUGUGUACCGAUAUUAAACAAUGUAUUUUAUACUAACGUCUGUACAUAUAACAUGUCUAAAAUAACCAAAGCCAGUACUGAAUGUAAAAAUAUUUAUGAAUAAAGUUUUCACUUUUCA